Drosophila gunungcola (fruit fly) is the source of this 579-nucleotide messenger RNA. RefSeq lists its product as uncharacterized. The record is from RefSeq and is a predicted model, not a curated record. NCBI's taxonomy places the organism in Eukaryota, Metazoa, Arthropoda, Insecta, Diptera, Drosophilidae. The transcript has 4 exons. The coding region runs from base 29 to 562 and encodes 177 amino acids.
UAAAAGUGGUAAGAAUUUUUUGUCAAAUAUGAGAUUGUUUUUGGAAAUUUAUAGCUACGAAUUUGUUUUUUUGAUGCCAUUUAUAAGGAAGCUAGUUAGACGAAAAUUUUGUUUCUGUCUCUCCCUGAGUUCUGGAUGCAUUAUAAUUUCGUUCUACACCUUGUUUUUCGGAUUCCUUAAUGCGGGCACCUUUGUUGAUGAAGAUAUAUACAGAAAAUCAUUUAAAACUGACAUACGGGCGAAAUGGUUUAAUGUGUUUCAUAUUGGUCUGAUGAUUGCAGCUGCUGUUCUUCUGCUAAUAUCUGUUAUGACGAAAUACAUAAAGAUCGUUUUCGUAUGGAUGACUUUGUAUAUCAUCCACAUGGUAUCGUACUACAUCGUCUUCAACGCAAUGAUAAACGUUCGCAACCCGUUUCUCCGGACUCCUCUAUCUGCAUCCAUCUAUGUCUUGGUCAAUGUUUUGACCCUUGCUAUAGAUAUAUUUUACCUGAUCAUAGUAUAUUCAUAUUAUUAUGUAAAGAAACAUCCUGAAGAAUUCAGACCGCCAUGCAUUGACAAAUAAACCGCAUUAAAAACCAC